AUGGUUCGUUCAGAUGCAUUUAAAAAGGUGCAACAAAUUUGUAAACAAUAUGGGCCAAUAAUCAGCUUCAGAGUGUGUGGAAAGCUUGUAAUCGUAAUAAGUGAUGAGGCGAUAAUCAGAGAAGCUGCCUUCAAAACUCGUAUGUUGAUUGGACGUUACCCAGCACUGACUAAUCAUAUUCUCGCAAAGCGAUACGGAAUAUCAAACUAUGAUGGGGAAAAUGCUCUUAAUUUGAGGAGAAUUUUGGUGCGCGGGCUUCACCGCUUCCUGCCUAAUGCUAUUAGCGGAAUUAGUCAACCACUUUGCCCAAACGCACUCGUAGACGAUAAACUGACGGUGGAGUGUGAUAACUUAAUUCGUUUCUUGAAACAAUUACAUGGGAAGCCUGUUAAAGUCAAUCCAGUUUUCAGGCGUAUGGUAUUCCACGUUGUGUGGAAGCUUGCAUUUGGAACAGACUGUCCUUUGGAUGACGAUGCAAUUAUAGAACUUCUAGAAUGUGUAGCCGCAAAUAAUUCUCAAAAUGGGCCCUUCCAAUUCAAACAGUUGCUUCCGAACGCUUUGUACGUGUUUAAUUAUGAUUAUAUACUUUCAUAA
Molecule: messenger RNA, 594 nt
Organism: Rodentolepis nana
Lineage: Eukaryota; Metazoa; Platyhelminthes; Cestoda; Cyclophyllidea; Hymenolepididae
Source: the annotation of a GenBank genome assembly